UGCAGUUGUGUAAGCCAAGCAUCUACCAGUCAUCUCUGACUGCUUUCUUUCACAUCUUACGGGCUGUAUCCCCAAGAUACAUCCAGUACCCAGCCACUUCUCACCACGUCCACGGCGACAUCCUUAGUUCCAGCCCCUGGAUUAUCCUGAAUGGGCUCCCUGCUUCUUUCUUCCAUCCUGGUCAGUUUCCAGGAGGGGACCGUGAAUGAGCUUUUAAAAAUGUAAAUCAGAGUAUGUCCCUCCUCUACUCGGAAAACUCCAUUGUGUUCCCAUUUCUCUUAGAACAGUGGUUCCCAAUCAGGGGCGAGUCCCCUUCUCCAAGGGACAUCUGCAGCGCCUGGAGACAUUUUUGCGUGUCACAAACGGAAGGAGGGUGCCACUGUUAUCUAGUGGGUAGGGACCAAGGGUGCCGCUAAGCCUGCUACGGUGCAAAGACUAGUCCUUUACAAGAGUUAUCUGGUCAGAAUGUCAACAGUGCCGAAGCUGAGAAACCCUGAGUUAGAGAAAGAGCCUUUACGAUGGCCUACGUGUCUCCUUGAUACGGCAUCCACUACCUCUGGACCUCAUCUCCGACCGCCCUCUGCCUGGUUCACUCCACUCCUGCUGUAUUUACUACCUCCCCCUCCCCCAUACUCAUAGUCUGAAUGAUGUUUUCCACAGGAUCGGCCACCUCUAUUGUUUAAGGCUUUUCCUCCUCUGUCCUCCUUUUGCUCUGGGUUAUUAGGUUCCUGCAAGUUACUUGGGAGCUGAUCACGACUGCAAGCUAAAGAUGGUGAUGGUGAGUCGCCUGAGGGUCAUUCUUCAAGCCUCUCCAGGCAAGGCACAGUGGAGAAGGUUCCAGAUUCCGAGGUCCAUGCUAGCAAGGCCCUGCAGCCUCUACACCUGCACUUACAAAACCCGGAACCGAGCCUUGCACCCUCUCUGGGAGAGCGUGGACCUGGUCCCGGCGGGUGAGCGCCAGUCGCCCAUCAACAUCCGGUGGAGGGACAGUGUCUACGAUCCUGGCUUAAAACCGCUCACCAUCUCUUACGACGCGACCACCUGCCUCUGCGCCUGGAAUAACGGGUACUCUUUCCUCGUGGAAUUUGAAGACUCUGCAGAUAACUCAGGUGAGAGCCAGACCUGUCUGUGGUCUCAUCUGGAGUUAAAGGGACAGUUUCAUGUCAGCACAGGCCACAUCGCGAGGCCUCCACGGGAGCGGGGACCUCUUUUGUUAGCAGUGGCACGGGACUCCCUGGACUGA
Molecule: messenger RNA, 1243 nt
Organism: Kogia breviceps (pygmy sperm whale)
Lineage: Eukaryota; Metazoa; Chordata; Mammalia; Artiodactyla; Physeteridae
Product: carbonic anhydrase 5B, mitochondrial-like
Source: RefSeq, a predicted model, not a curated record